GUGCCUGCGAUCGACUCCCGCCCCAACUCCCCAGCCCUCUACUUCGAUGCCAGCCUGGUCCACAAGUCUCCAGACCCCUUUGGAGCCGCAGCAGCCCAGAGCCUCAGCCUGGCUCGUUCCAUGUUGGCCAUCAGUGGUCACCUGGACAGUGAUGACGACAGUGGUUCCGGAAGCCUGGUUGGCAUCGACAACAAGAUUGAACAAGCCAUGGACUUGGUGAAGUCCCACCUCAUGUUUGCCGUGCGCGAAGAGGUGGAGGUACUGAAGGAACAGAUCCGAGACCUGGCAGAACGCAAUGCUGCCCUGGAGCAAGAGAAUGGAUUGCUGCGUGCCCUGGCCAGCCCGGAGCAGCUGGCCCAGCUGCCAUCCUCGGGACUUCCACGGCUCGGGCCCUCUGCACCUAACGGGCCUUCCAUCUGAGCCUCCUUUCCCUUACAAUGUGCCUUUGGGGGGCUGCCACUGGCUGCUGGGCCUUGUGCCAGCUGCCUGCCCCCUUUUCCGAUGUAGCUUUAAAUGCCCACACCCAACCCCAACGCCCAGGGAUGGGAGUGGAAGGCUCAAUAUUGGCCUGUCCCGUCCCACCUGGUCCUCCCCAGAGUCCCCAGGCCUUUUAGGAAGAGGGGACGGCCCAGGAUGGGGGUGCUUGUUGGGAGCCCCUCAUCCAUGAAAGAACCCAGUCCCACCUUUUUCCCUAGGUAUCAGUGUUCUGGGGACUCCCUCCCCCAGCAGUAGAUGGCCUGGAAAGAUCUGGAGGUUCCCUGGCAGGUUCUCCCCCUCCACCCUACCCUGUCCCCUCCAAGCGCCCCCUCUCCUCUGCCUAGGGGAGGGUGUAUGGACAGUAUCUUCAACUUUUGGGAUUCAGGUUGUUAUUAAAAUAAUAAUUAUAAUUAAAAAAAUCUGAAGAAACUUGAA
This is a messenger RNA of Alexandromys fortis (reed vole), 912 nucleotides long. Its product is annotated as TSC22 domain family protein 4. The coding region runs from base 121 to 420 and encodes 99 amino acids. The record is from RefSeq and is a predicted model, not a curated record. The transcript is spliced from 3 exons. Gene Ontology annotation, biological process: regulation of transcription by RNA polymerase II; response to osmotic stress. Lineage: Eukaryota; Metazoa; Chordata; Mammalia; Rodentia; Cricetidae.